Messenger RNA from Salvia splendens (bonfire salvia), 932 nucleotides. Its product is annotated as protein FMP32, mitochondrial. Gene Ontology annotation, cellular component: mitochondrion. Lineage: Eukaryota; Viridiplantae; Streptophyta; Magnoliopsida; Lamiales; Lamiaceae. The transcript is spliced from 7 exons. The record is from RefSeq and is a predicted model, not a curated record. The coding region runs from base 53 to 742 and encodes 229 amino acids.
CAUACAUGUUAAUUCCUCACAAUUCAACCUAUCAACCACAUUUUCAUCUCAAAUGGCAGCCGCAUACUGCAGGCGGGCUCUGCUAAUCGCCCCCCGCUUGCAUGGCGCCAGCCGGGUCGGAUCCCGAUUCGCAUCCCGGACCUUCUCCGACGUCGUCAAGCCCCGCCCCUUGUGCGACCUCGUUCGACCCGACUGCAAACGCCUCAUCCUCGUCGACACUUUGGCUCUCGUGAGGAAAUUCGAGGCGAAGGGGAUGCCAACGAAGCAGGCGGAGGCGAUCACGGAGGCGCUCAAGGACGUUCAAAACGACAGCUACGACAAUGUGGCUCACAACUUCGCCUCCAAAGUGGACAUGGAGAAAAAUGUGAUGACGAUCGAAUCCAACUCCUCCAAAUUCGAAAGCGAAGUUAAAAGUACUGUGAUUCACCAUGUCUCUUUGCUGCAACAAGAGAAUGAGAAAAUGAAGUCCGACAUCGAUAAACUCCGCAGUGAGAUAAGGUAUGAAAUAGACAAAGUCACAGCAGGGUUGCGGUUGGAUCUUAAUCUCGAAAAAGGGCGAAUCCGGGAUGAGCUCAACCAUCACCAUCAAGACACAAUUAACCUCAACAGCAAGAUUGAUCGAGAAAUUCAUGUGCUGAGGGCAAAUAUAGAAUCAUUGAAAUACGAGUUGAUCAAAUAUUGUGUUGGGACAUUUGCCUCCAUUGCUGCUGUUGGUCUCGCUUUGCUUCGUUUUGUUUACUGAUUUCUUCAUUCUACUAGUUUAAUUAGAGCUUUGUUCUUUUUUUUUCACAUAAUAAAAUGAUUUAGUUAGUUAGUUAGUAUGUACACUGGUUUUUGUGUUUGUAUCUUGUACACUAGUGAUAGGAAUUAGGUUAAUGACUUUGACAAAGUGUAUUUUACUGACCUAAUCUUCCAUUUUCAUAGUAGUACUA